This is a messenger RNA of Pleurotus ostreatus (oyster mushroom), 1623 nucleotides long. RefSeq lists its product as uncharacterized. The record is from RefSeq and is a predicted model, not a curated record. Lineage: Eukaryota; Fungi; Basidiomycota; Agaricomycetes; Agaricales; Pleurotaceae. The transcript has 14 exons. Bases 1 to 1623 code for a protein of 540 amino acids.
AUGCACGCCGGCCCAUGGUUGGUUGUGACCACUUUCCUUUUAACCCAUGUCGUCGUUGCCAAUCCUCUACGGAGGGCGCCCCCUGUCGUUACUCUCGAUUCAGCCACAGUCACUGGGACCCAAUUUGGGAGGGUGAACAGAGUUGGGGACCUGAGGUUCAGACGACCUGAACCUAUCGCCCCGUAUACGGAAUCAUUUUCCGCCCUGACAUACGGGAAGGCUUGCCCUCAGCAAGAUGUGCAGCUUUCGCUUCCUGGGAUCUUGGGCUUGGCCGACAGUACAACGGACUUUCUGACCAACACAGCUUGGGGAGUUGCCCUCCCGGACGGCGAAGAUUGCCUCACUAUCAAUGUCGUGACACCAGCAUCUGCAACACCUGCGUUGAAUCUGCCUGUUAUUGUCUGGAUCUACGGUGGUGGUUUCCAAAUUGGGAGCUCCUCCUUAUACGAUGGCGGAUCGGUUGUUGAAAAGUCGAUCUCAAUGGGAGAGCCCGUAAUCUUCGUUAGUAUGAAUUAUCGUUUGAGCGCUUUCGGCUUUCUAGCAAGUCAAGAAGUCAAAGAUGCUGGCGUGGCGAACCUUGGUCUGCAUGAUCAACGCGAAGCGCUUCGAUGGGUCCAGAAAUACAUACAUAACUUUGGCGGCGACCCCACGAAAGUGACUAUUUGGGGUGAAAGUGCCGGCGCCGUCUCGGUCUCUAUGCACAUGGUAGCAAACGAUGGGGACACCGAGGGACUGUACCGCGCUGCAGUCAUGCAAUCUGGAACACCCGUUCCAGUUGGCGAUGUGACCAAAGCUCAAGUUCACUACAACAAUAUCGUAGAAAAUACCGGAUGCUCCGGCGAAAGCGACACCCUAGCGUGCUUGCGAACCCUGGAUUACGAGGUCUUGAAGGGCGCCGUGGAUCAAACGCCGUCUAUAACUGGGUACAAUACGUUAGUGUUGCCCUGGUUGCCGCGCACCGACGGUACCUUCAUCAGGGAGGAUGGGCAGCGACUCGUCCAACAGGGCAAGAUCGCAAAUGUUCCCUACAUCGUCGGUGACUGCGAUGACGAGGGAACACUGUUCGCCUUGAUUCUAAACAACCUCACAACCACCUCUGACGUCCGGGGGUACCUCAAGGACGUCUGGAUCCCAGACGCCACUCCCGCCGAAUUGGACCAGAUCUUAGCUCUCUACCCGGCCGAUAUCACGAAGGGGUCACCUUUCGACACCCAGAUUUUCAAUGCGUUGACACCCCAAUUCAAGCGGGUUGCUGCGCUUUUGGGAGAUGCGGCGUUCCAAGCUCCUAGGCGGAUGUUCUUGGACCACAGCGCAGAUACGCAGAAUACUUGGUCGUUCCUGAGCAAGCGCCUGAAAGCGACUCCCUUCCUCGGCUCGUUCCAUGCAUCCGAUCUACUCAACUCCUUUGGAAGUGGCGAUCUUGCAGAAUAUAUUAUCCAUUUUACAAACGCUCUCGACCCCAACGGCAAUGGCAUUACCAGUUGGCCGAAAUACACCGCAGACACUCGAAAGCUGAUGACCUUCCAGGACCAGCUCUUGCAGCCGCGAAUCAUCACUCAGGACAACUACAGACAAGAAGCGAUCGCAUUUCUUACCGCCGUCAUGCUAGCGCACCCCAUUUAA